AUGGACAUGUGGACACUGUGUUCCACCUGCUCCACCUUUACUUUUGGGACCCUUCAGGGCAGGAAUGAUACAUGGGAUAGCAGAGCCAGGGACCCGCCUAAGGGUACAGUGGGCAAAGGAUGGCCUGCAGAGGAGUCCUGUUCCCGUUUCAUCAAUGCACAGACCCAGAAGACCCCUCCGUCAUGCAGCAUCUGCCAUGAGCAUCGGCCUCCUGUGCUGUGCGGCCUUUUGUCUCCUGUGGGCAGGUCCAGUGAAUGCUGGUGUCACUCAGACCCCAAAAUUCCAGGUCCUAAAACAGGACAGAGCAUGACACUGCAGUGUGCCCAGGAUAUGAACCAUGACUACAUGUACUGGUAUCGACAAGACCCAGGCAUGGGGCUGAGGCUGAUUCAUUACUCAGUUGGUGAAGGUAGCACUGAGAAAGGAGAAGUCCCCGAUGGCUACAAUGUCACCAGAUCAAACACAGAGGAUUUCCCACUCAGACUGGAGUCGGCUGCUCCCUCCCAGACAUCUGUGUACUUCUGUGCCAGCAGUUACUCCACAGCGUUACAAGGCUGCCUCCUCUCUGCACAUAAAGCCAGGCAGGCUCUGCCCUCCUCCCCCACCCAAGACUCAGGGAUGCCCUGGGCAGAGUUCUCUACACCAGAGUCCUUGGAAUCCCGAAUGACCCCAAGUGGCCCAGGCAUGUUGGCGCAUCCUACAGGACAUGCCCAGCAGACAGAGGAGCGGCUGUGGGAUGAGAAGAUGAACUCAGAGAUGCAGUGUGAGGCCUCCGGGUACAGAAAGCUCUGGAGUCCAAAGCGAUGA
Macaca mulatta (Rhesus monkey) is the source of this 807-nucleotide messenger RNA. Lineage: Eukaryota; Metazoa; Chordata; Mammalia; Primates; Cercopithecidae. The record is from RefSeq and is a predicted model, not a curated record.